UAUAAUUAACACUAUCUUUUUGCAUCAUAACAUUGAAACGCGAAAACCACACGCUGAGUAUUCUGAAAAAUAUAUAAUAAAGACCACGCGAAGUCCAAUGUCCGUUAGUUGCGUGUUCACAAAUGUACUAUCUUUUACGGAUCUAAUGGAGUAUCUAUGAAACAGCCAAUAAAAAUCAGAGAAUUUUCAAAUAUUAUAUUUCAUAAAAAUUCUUAUCAAGAAUAAUUAAUUUUUUUUUUAUAGUUAUCGUGGUGCUUAGUGAAUAAGAUACUAAAACUAUGUCAUACACAACAUUAAAUUAAUGUUAUAAAUCAUUGUCGCUGAUUGGUCAGAUUUAAUUCAAAUUUAACUCAAUAUAUAUCAAACGCACCUAUCAUCUUCCAGAGUGAAUAUUACCGUAUAUGAUAGAUUUAAACGAUUUUUUAUUUGGCAUCUUAUUAUUUUAUAACCUUAUUUUUCUAUUUUGAGAUUAAAUAUAAUAAAGAUAUAUAAACGCGAACUUAAUCUUAAUGUUAAGUAAAAAUUAAAGAUGUGGAUAUUCGUUGGUAUGCUUUAAAUGUUAUUAAAAUAAUCGAUCAAUUUUGGACAAAAAGGCAUUAAUUAAAUAAUGGAAAUGAAUAAAUUUAUGAUCGAGUCUGCGACUCGUGAGACUCUCAGUGAGAACGAAUUUUUGAUUUCUUUAGAAAACAUUUUAAAAUCUAUCGAGGACAAACUUGAAAAAUUCGUGAAGAGUGCUCCAAAACUUUUGACAGAUCCCGAAUUGGAGUCUGGAUUACGUACUAUAGAAAUUGAAGGAGAAAAGAUACACGACUUUCUUCGUUCGGUUGUUCAACCUUAUUUAAAUAGUAGAAAAGAUGAAACGGAACCAGACCUUCAAUACAAAUACGAACAAAUGGAAGAACAAUUACACAUUCAGACUACCGAAUUAGAGAAAGCAAUCGAAGAAAUCCAAAGCCUUAAGAUCCAAAUAUUAAACCAAAGCAAUUUUUGCGCGAGUUUAGGCGCAGUAUUGGGAAAUUUAGCGUGGCGUGCUUCUCGAUUUCCAGAAAUCGUCGAUAUUUGGUUGUCAGGUCUCCAGAAUAAAGUAAGAGAGUUCCUGUCGAUAGUGAGCGGAAGUUUCGUGGCAUUUAUAAGCACGUACGAAACGGGUAUACCGCCUACGAACAACGUCGAGUAUCAGUUUGUGUUAGGAUUAUUGGGUAUUGUCACGAAUAUAUCGUCGAUACCGAAGGGCAGAGAGUUCCUCAUUACCAAUCAGAAUGGGAGGGAUCUCGUUGAGAAAAUUAUCAAAUUUAUGCCUAAUUUCUUCCCGAUAGCAUCGGGAAAGCAUUCGCUAAUGAGAUUGAUGCUGAUGAUAUUGUAUAACGUGAGCAUGAACAAUACCGGUUUAAGCUGCUUGUUCGAGUUUCGCGUGGCUGAAGUUCUCAGUCGCUGCUUGGAAGAGGAUACUUUAUCGGAAGAAUUGCAGCUGUUAUGCCUGCGCAUUCUCCAAUCAAUUACCUACAAUCUUAAAGAUCCGAAAUAUAUCGAGGACCUGACCACGUCGAUUUCUAUUAGGAAUAUUAAGAAUAUUGCUAUCAACGGACAAAGCGAAACGAGUUCCGUAGCGAAAGAAGUUAUUAAACAAUUGCAAGAGUCCUUAAGAUCCAAAGUGAUUUAAUGAAUAAAAAGAAAGAAAAAGAAAAAUGUACAAAAUAUAAUUGAUCGUUAUUUAUAUAGCCUUUUUAAAUAUUUUUUAUAAUGAUUAAUAUUUACGAUACGAACGGUAAUAAUGAUUCGAAUUCGUUUGGAAGUAGUACAACGACCUUUGUCUCAUUUAAGAGUUAAUACAACGAAAAAAUCGUACUCUGACAAACAGUCUGAUUCACUGUUCUUUCAUCUUAUAGAAAUAUAUAUGCAUACGUAAUCUCUUGCUUCGUCAAAGGAAGCGGUUGGAUCUGCACUGUUAUCGAACGUGUCUCAAAUUCUUUGCUUUACGGUAUGUACGUAUUUCUCGUGUAUGUGGGCCUAUGUAGAACUAGAUUCUCGUAUCAGCAGCGCGUUGCAGUGAAAUACAUAUAAUGUACUGCGCAAAUAAUACCACCAGUUGGUAUACCGUAAAUUUAUAUCUAACAAACUAUCUCUUACGACGAGUCCACAUUAUCAAACACAUAUAUAAUAUAUAAAUAUUUAUCAUACAUUUUCCUAUGUAUUACUCAAUACCAUUCUAAAUUAUGAAAUAUCAAAGUGUCGUAAUAUAAAAUUUAAUUAAAUCGAGGUACUUAAUGUUUUCGAACUGCAUUGUUUAAGAUGAAUUAAAAAAGACGACAAUAAAUGAAAAUGUAUAAGCAUCGAA
This is a messenger RNA of Vespula pensylvanica (western yellowjacket), 2335 nucleotides long. Its product is annotated as heat shock factor 2-binding protein-like. The transcript is spliced from 6 exons. The record is from RefSeq and is a predicted model, not a curated record. Gene Ontology annotation, cellular component: cytosol. Lineage: Eukaryota; Metazoa; Arthropoda; Insecta; Hymenoptera; Vespidae. The coding region runs from base 608 to 1660 and encodes 350 amino acids.